AUGUCGUACUUUAUGACCCACCUCCACUCCGGCUGGCAUGUCGACCAGGCCAUUCUCGUCGAAGAGGACCGAGUCGUCUGUAUUCGGUUCGGGCACGACCACGAUUCAGAGUGCAUGGCUAUGGACGAGACGCUUUAUGGUGUUUCGGAAAAGGUGCAGAACUUUGCUAUUAUGUACCUCGUCGACAUUACCGAGGUGCCCGACUUUAACAAGAUGUACGAGCUGUAUGACCCGUGCACCCUCAUGUUCUUCUACCGUAACAAGCACAUCAUGAUCGACCUGGGAACGGGUAACAACAACAAGAUCAAUUGGGCUAUCACGGACAAGCAGGAGCUCGUCGAUAUCAUCGAGACGGUGUACCGCGGUGCAUCGAAGGGUCGUGGUCUCGUCGUUUCGCCGCGCGACUACAGCACCCGCCACAAGUACUAG
Cutaneotrichosporon cavernicola is the source of this 429-nucleotide messenger RNA. RefSeq lists its product as uncharacterized. Lineage: Eukaryota; Fungi; Basidiomycota; Tremellomycetes; Trichosporonales; Trichosporonaceae. The transcript is spliced from 4 exons. The record is from RefSeq and is a predicted model, not a curated record. Gene Ontology annotation, biological process: mRNA splicing, via spliceosome. Bases 1 to 429 code for a protein of 142 amino acids. Gene Ontology annotation, cellular component: U5 snRNP; spliceosomal complex; U4/U6 x U5 tri-snRNP complex.